GUCAUAGGAAGGUGAUCUCACCUUGCAGGUCUCAUCUCGUCCUCCAAAAGUCUUCAUGACCACAGCCUGUGCUGGCUCACCCAUUGCCUUCUUAGGGGUUUUUGUCUCUUCAGCACCAAGGCAUGAAGCUCUGUGCCUUAAUUUUCCUCCCUUCCCUCCCUAUUGCCUCUGUUGAGAAAAUAAAUGGCCCUGAAAUGGGGGAAAAAGGGGCAAUCAGAUGGUGCAGAAGGUGUCCACACACGUCAUGGCCCCAUCUGCAGGCAAGAGAUUGGAGGGCUCCUCCCUUCUUGGCUGAUAAAAGCUGGCAGAGGCUGAGACAGGACUGAGCUUUGGCUGAGCCUGUGCCAGACAGAGGAAGAAAAAAAAAUCCCAAGAGGGAAAAAACCAGUGCAGAAGCAGCCAGUGGAAGAAAACCACCUGGAGGAACACCAAAACAGCACCGGCGACAGCAAGGAAAACACCAAGAAGGAAAAGAGGACACAGAGGUUGCAAUGGCUUUCUUCCUCAAACCACGGCCAUGCACAUGGGACCUUGCCCUGGAUUACCACACCGCCAAACAGUUUAAAGUGGACAUAACCCUGGAUCCCGCCACAGUGGGUCCAGAGGUGAUCCUCUCUGAGGACCUCAAAGAAGCCACCUGGGGUAGACCUCGAUGCCGGUGGCCUGAAGGUCCCAGCCGGUUUGACACAGAUCCAUGCAUGCUGGGCAGCGAGGGCUUCACCUCGGGCCGUCACUACUGGGAGGUGGAGGCCAAUGGGCGUUUCUGGGCCGUGGGAGUGGCCCGUGAGUCAGUUCAGAGGAAAGGCCGAGUCCUCUUCAAACCCAACACUGAAAUCUGGAGCUUGCAGAAGUACGAUGAGCUCUGCGUUGCCCUCACAGCUCCAUCCAACACCUCUGUCCCACUCCUCAAUGGGGAGAUUGGGGUUUACCUGGACUACGAGGUAGGGCAGGUCUCUUUCUACGCCGUCAGCAGCCGCCAACGCAUCUUCACUUUUCCUGUGGCCUCCUUCAGUGGGGAGAGGGUCUUCCCCUACUUUUGUGUGCUCCUCUCAACCAUUAAACUGUCCCCCAAGGGCUGAUGCCCUUGAAGGAUCCUUCCAAAAGCCAGCUGCAUCAUGGUGGUUGGAAAUGCUUGUUGAUGCUCCUCAACUCUUAUUUUCCAAGUCUAUGAAUAAUUUCUAACUCAGUUCAUGGUCCUGCCUCCAUCUUAGAUGUCUCUAUUUAGGGUUAUGUCCAGGGGAUUUUGGGUCUGAGCUCAGCACAGCUCAUCCCAAGCUGUUAAAUUCAUCCAAAGCUUGUUAACAGAAGCUGGGCUUCCCUAAGCUUGUUUUGAGCUAAAAACUUCACUUUUUCUCCCAAAUUCAGCUUCCUCUGAAGGUUCCUUUUGCUGACCUCACUGCCUAUGAUUGGCUGGGCUUCCAGCACAAAUUAAAAAUCUUAAUUUUUGCAGGCUUUGUUUUAAUACCAGCAGCUAUAGCUCAUAUUAAAACUGAUUUUUUCAUCACAAGGAUGUUCUCCCACCCAUUGCAUGCUCAGAAUAGCAUGUAAAUAUGCUCAGAAUAGAAUAAAUUUCUUUUUCUCUAAGAAAUAGAAAGCAUCUACAUUUGUGCCAUCACCAAGUUGCCCCAAACCCAGAAAGAGCCC
Molecule: messenger RNA, 1644 nt
Organism: Hirundo rustica (Barn swallow)
Lineage: Eukaryota; Metazoa; Chordata; Aves; Passeriformes; Hirundinidae
Product: vespryn-like
Exons: 4
Coding region: 492-1079 (195 amino acids)
Molecular function (GO): protein binding
Source: RefSeq, a predicted model, not a curated record